UCGGGGCUGGGCGGGAGGACGGGGAGCGCGGCGCAGCGCGGCGCGGAGCGGCCGGCAUGGAGCAGGACGCGGUGGAAGCCUGGCUGGACGACCACGGCGGUUUCGCCCGCUCCUACUUUGUCCGGAAAGCCACCAGAGAAAUGGUCAAUGCAUGGUUUGCUGAGAGAGUUCAUCCUAUCCCAGUUUGCAAGGAGGGAACCAAAACCCACAGUGAAUCUUGCUCUUGCUCUGCUCAACUGGCUACCUGUGCUGAGAUCACCAACCCUGGUACCCCAGCUAGGAAAAUCUCUGCCUCUGAAUUUGAUAGGCCUUUAAGACCUAUUGUUGUCAAGGACUCUGUAGGAACCGUGAGCUUUCUCUCAGACUCUGAAAAGAAGGAACAGAUGCCUCUACAAUCUCCAAAGAUUAGGACUGAUAUAGGAGAUCAGUGCUCAAGACUCUUAGAACUAGUGAAAGAUAUUUCUAGCCACUUGGAUGUAACAGCUCUUUGCCACAAAAUUUUUCUGCACAUCCAUGAGCUUAUAGCUGCAGAUCGCUAUUCCCUUUUCCUGGUCUGUGAAGACAGUUCCAAUGAGAAAUUUCUUGUCAGCCGGCUGUUUGAUGUUGCAGAAGGUUCCACCUUGGAAGAAGCUUCCAAUAAUUGCAUCCGCUUGGAAUGGAACAAGGGGAUUGUGGGACACGUAGCAGCCUUGGGCCAGCCUUUGAAUAUCAAGAAUGCAUAUGAGGAUCCCCGAUUCAAUGCAGAGGUCGACCAGAUCACAGGGUAUAAGACACAGAGUAUUCUUUGUAUGCCAAUAAAGAACCACAGGGAAGAGGUUGUUGGUGUGGCUCAAGCUAUUAAUAAGAAAUCUGGAAUUGGUGGCACAUUCACAGAGCAAGAUGAAAAGGAUUUUGCUGCUUAUCUAACAUUCUGUGGAAUUGUUCUUCACAAUGCCCAGCUGUAUGAGACAUCAUUGCUUGAAAAUAGGCGUAACCAGGUGCUUCUUGAUCUUGCUAGUUUGAUUUUUGAAGAGCAGCAAUCCUUGGAAGUAAUUUUGAAGAAGAUAGCUGCAACUAUAAUCUCCUUCAUGCAGGUGCAGAGAUGCACCAUUUUCAUAGUGGAUGAAGAUUGCCCUGAUUCCUUUUCUAGUGUGUUUCACAUGGAGUCUGAGGAAUUGGAAGAUUCAGCUGAUGUCCUAAAGAGGGACUACGAUACAAACAAAAUCAAUUAUAUGUAUGCUCAGUAUGUCAAGAAUACAAUGGAACCUCUUAAUAUACCAGAUAUCUGCAAAGACAGAAGAUUUCCAUGGACGAAUGAAAAUGCAGAAAAUAUAAACCAGCACGUAAAGAGUUUGCUGUGUACGCCAAUAAAAAAUGGGAAGAAGAAUAAAGUGAUAGGUGUGUGUCAGCUUGUGAAUAAGGUGGAAGAAAACUCAGGUAAAAUCAAGGCUUUCAAUAGAAAUGACGAACAGUUUUUGGAAGCUUUUGUCAUCUUUUGUGGUUUGGGGAUCCAGAAUACCCAAAUGUAUGAAGUUGUGGAGAGAGCCAUGGCCAAGCAGAUGGUGACACUAGAGGUCCUCUCAUAUCAUGCUUCAGCUGCUGAAGAAGAAACGAGGGAGCUGCAGGUAACAGCGGCUGCUGUAGUGCCAUCUGCACAGUCUCUAAACCUGACUGACUUCAGCUUCAGUGACUUUGAGCUUUCAGAUUUUGAGACAACGCUGUGUACAAUUCGAAUGUUCACAGAUCUCAACCUGGUGCAAAAUUUCCAAAUGAAACAUGAGGUUCUUUGCAGAUGGAUUUUAAGUGUGAAGAAAAAUUAUCGGAAAAAUGUUGCAUAUCACAAUUGGAGACAUGCAUUUAAUACAGCCCAGUGUAUGUUUGCUGCCUUGAGAUCAGGUAAAAUUCAGAGCAAGCUGACUGAUCUAGAAACACUUGCUUUGCUGAUAGCAGCACUGAGCCAUGAUUUGGAUCAUAGAGGGGUGAACAACUCUUACAUACAGAGAAGCGAACAUCCCCUGGCUCAGCUCUACUGCCACUCCAUCAUGGAGCAUCACCAUUUUGAUCAGUGCCUGAUGAUCCUGAAUAGUCCGGGAAACCAGAUUCUCAGCAGCCUUUCUAUUGAAGAAUACAAGGCCACUUUGAAAAUGAUAAAACAAGCCAUUCUUGCCACAGACUUGGCACUGUACAUUAAGAGAAGGGGAGAGUUUUUUGAACUUCUAAGAAAGAAGCAGUUUGACUGGGAAGAUCCUAUGCAAAAAGAGCUAUUUUUAGCAAUGCUGAUGACUGCCUGUGAUUUGUCAGCAAUAACAAAACCCUGGCCAGUUCAACAACGGAUAGCUGAGCUUGUAGCUACUGAAUUUUUUGACCAAGGAGACAAGGAAAGAAAGGAACUCAACAUAGAGCCAACAGAUCUAAUGAACAGAGAGAAGAAAAAUAAGAUCCCUAGCAUGCAGGUUGGAUUCAUAGAUGCCAUUUGUUUACAGCUGUAUGAGGCCAUGACUCACGUAUCCGAGGCCUGUUACCCUUUGUUGGAUGGCUGUAGAAAGAACAGACAGAAAUGGCAAUCCUUAGCAGAACAGCAGGAGAAGAAUCUGAUUAACGGAGAAAGUAAUCAGUCCAAACGGAACUGAGUUGCUGGGUUAGCAAGCACAUGCUUUAAGUUUACUCUAAAGAUACAAUAAUUUGGGAAUACUGCAUUUUGCUAUACACUGUGUGUGGAUUUUGUGUAUGCUUUACCACUGCUGUAUUAUUUUUUCCACAGCCUUUAAAAGCACAGCAUGAUCAUUUUUAUGUCAGUGUUCUAUAAUGAUUGUAUAUUCUUAUAUUUUAUUUGCAUGUGGUGAAACUAUAGAUUUGCAGGUAGUUUAUUCUACCCAGUUCUACAUAGAGGUACAAGUUGCUGAUACUGGACUUGGUUGGAGGGCUUUCAGCUUUACAGAUGUGUAUAUAUAGAUGUUUAGUGUUUGUGACUGGCCAGUACCUUAAAAAAUAUCAUAUUCAGCACCUUGCUUCCCCUUAUUUUUUUUGUUGCAUCCUCGUAUGUAAGUAGUAAGCGAUGUUGUCUGCUCUCCCGCAAGUUGCCAGGAGGCAAGAAGGAUCUUGGUGAUUGAGGUUUGCAUUAAUGACCGAAUCUAAUACUUGUUAUACUGACAGAAUUUCUAUUGAAGUCAAUGAGAGCUUCACCUACCUGGAGAUGCAGAAUUGUGCCCGAAGUGACAAAGCACAGGGACUUGUGUGACAUAUUGUAUCAGGUGUUUCCUGUUACAAGGAUGUGUUAUCCCUUCACUCUUUCCUUUUUGAGGAAUUUUAAAGCAAUCCUGUGAAUCAGUAGACAUAAAGGACCUAAACUGAGAUUUGCAAUGCAACUGUUCUGACAUUUGCUCAGAGCCAGUAAAAGCUGCUUAAUAGACAAGGAAAUGGCAAAAUGCAACAACAUAGAUCAUUGGCUGCCUGGGAAGAACAUUUCAGAUAAAACAUACAGGAAACACAGAGGAAAACUGAACUCAAUAAGAUUCCUUUUGAUGGUAUGCUAGUGUUAUCUUUGUUCUAAAGAUCUAUUUAAUAUCAUGACCAACAGACUGAAGCACGAGAAGAAAAAGCAUAAGCAAAUGUGUUUGUUAGAGCAAGUGAUGAAAACUGUACUUAUUCAAGAAUCUGAUCCAGAGAGAGGAUGUGCCUGGAGAUUUGUGUCAACAGUCUGAUUCACCAGGUUGAGAAUCUAAGAAAUGACCAUGACCAACUGAAGAAUUGCUUGAGAUUGUAGAAAGUUUUUGCAUUAACUUUGAGAUCUAAGGUAUUUUUAUUUAAAAAAAAAAAAAAGUUUUCAGCACUCAUUCUACUAGCAACAAUUUUUAACCACAAACAAAGUCUUAAAGCAAUAUGGGAAAAGACUGAAAGCAAAACAGUUGAGAAUACUGCAGGGACUUACACUUUAUAUAUGAGGUAUAAGAAACAUUCAGAAAAGGGAAAGAGAGCCAAUGGAUUUGCAUCAGAUACAGAGGAAACCAGUAUUCUUCAAUAGAGAAGAUAAUGCAUAAAUUCUUUUGAAUAAAUCACUAGACAUUUAUUAAAGAAAGCAUAGGGGUAAGACAUCCAAAAAAGGGAGCACAUUUACCGUGUGAUGCCACAAGAAGAUGAAUGUCACAGUUUUAAAACCAGGAAUUGGUACUCAUAAGUUAGUGAUAUGGAUGCAAAUAUGGAUGUAUAAAGAUGCACACAAAUGUUGUUAUAAUGAUUUUCAUAUCUGUAAUAUAUAUAUAUUUUUUUUUUUAAUUUAUACCAGGUGUAAUAGCAAGCAAGACUGGUUUGUGUAAAGGCCUGCUUUUAGUUUUACUUCACAUUCAAAAGGUCAGAAACUUAUGUGAAAAACAAUUUCUGAACAGGUUAAUCUACAAAUUGCAGUUGAAAACCUUGCAAGAAAUUUUUUUCCCAUGAGAUUUCUGGUGUCAUCUGAUUAUAUUAUUAUUUCUAGUGCCAUCUGGUCUGGAAUACCGGGGCAGGGAGGACCUGCUUUUUAGCUAUCUUGUUUCUGAUCCCAAAUAAAACUCAAAAAGAAGCACUUAAAAAUCAUGAAUAACAAAGAAAUGUUAACUAAACAUUUCAGAAUCUUCCAAAGUGUUAAGUUUUAUACUAGAAAUAAAGGAACGUGAAUCCUUGUUUUUGGCGAUAUUUUAGCUAACUCAAAUUAGAAGCCACUGAUCCCUAGUAAUUCAGUAAUUUAUUAUUAUAGCCAAAUUUGGAGACUUUUCUUUGAAAAAAUACUUAAGAAUUUUCCAUUCAAGUUUUUAAAAACCUUGGUAUAUAACUUAAUAAUUAAAAAUUCUUGGGGUAUUAUGUUUUGCAGUAUACUAUGCAUAAGUUUAUAUGCGUACAUAUACUCUGUGUGUGUGUGUGUGUGUGUGUGUGUGUUUGUGUGUGUGUGUGUGGUAUACUUAAUAGGCAUAAAUAUAGUAGUUGUCCUUGAAAAUUUGGCAGUUACUCCUUUGAUAAAUAGCUAAGACUAGCUCAGGAUCCUCAUAUUUUCAUUUUUACCAUAGGAAAAACUUGGACACUUCAUGUAUUGAAGUAGAAUUAUUUUCUUAGCUACGCCAGUUGAUAAGAGUUUAUGCGCAUGGGUGUGGGAAUGUGUGUCUGUGUCUGAAAGGGCAAAAUCUAUACAGGUUUAUGAUUGCUGGUGUGGUUAAGACCAAUGCUUCAUUGGUGAUGAUCACAUAAUGAAUCAACUAUAGUGAUAUUUCCUUUUAACAAUAUAUAAUUUACAGUAAGAUCCCCCAACAUUAUAUAUCUUAUUUGCUAUAUUGUGUGUAUAACAUAGCUUUAUCAUGUUUUUAUUUACACCUUUUAAUUGUUGUAAAAAGGUGAUGGAGCCAUACCUUUCACAUAACAGAAAUGAGUGCAAAUAACACAGAUUGCCAUCUUUUUUUUUAUUGCUACUUAUACACAGUUUUACAGAUUAUGCAUAGAUGUAAGGUACACAUGUACAUGUACACUGCACAAAACCUCUCCCUAUUGAGGAAAACCUAUGUUUGAACAAAUAUAGAAUUAUAUUUUGUAGCGAGAUUUCUAUCUAAUGACUGUCAUAACAUAUGUAUCUAUAUAUUUAUACCAAACACAUGCACACCCUUUGAACUAACUACUGGUUCGGGGCGUUAUAAGUGUAUUUUGAGUACUCUAGGCAGAUUACAAGAUUGUUCAGGUGACUUAUAUUUUGUUUCAGUUUUCCUGCCAAGUUACGAUGGUGGUGGUUGUUUCAACACUUGUGUAUGGAUGGUUUGUAUGCAGGCUGCAGAUAAGUAUUUUUUUCCUUUGGCAAUACAGGUGACCAUGUAGAGGACAUGUGACAGCUGGUUGUACUUAGAGGUUAAAAUGUACAAAACCAGCUAAUGGAUUUAGCUACACAGCAGCCAUUCAUUCCAGUGGGAAAUUGUUUUCUAAAUCCUUUAGUAAGCUGUGAACCAAAUUCUGCCCUGAUUUUUUUUUCACUUAGCAUGUGCCUGGGAUUCAUAGAAUCAUAGAAAAUGGGUGUUGGCAAGGACCUCAGGAGGUCAUCUAGUCUAAUCCCCUGCUCAAAGAAGGACCAUCCCCAGCUAGAUCAUCCCAGCCAAGGCUUUGUGUAGCCAGGUUUUAAAAACCUCCAAGGAUGUAAAGUCCACGACCUCUCUGGGUAACCUGUUCCAGUGUUUUACUACCCUCCUAGUGAGAGAGUUUUUCCUGCUUCAAGUAGUUGUAGGCUGCUAUUAAAUCCCACCUCGGUCUUCUGUUCUCUAGACAAAAUAAGCCCAGUUCCCUCAACCUCUCCUCUGAAGUCAUGGGCCCCAGCCCCCUAACCAUAUUAAUUGCCCUCCAACAAAAUUUUGUUGCCUGAAAUGUUGAUCAGGACAGAGGAUAAAAGUCUUCUGUGGGCCCGUCUUGGUUCCAUUGAAGCUGCCAGGAAUUUUCACACCAAUGUGUUUGGGAGCAAGCAUUGUUUGGGGUUUUUUUCUUCACAUUUGUUUCAGUUAAGACCAAAAAUGCUGCUAAUGCCAUCAAACAAAAUUAGUUCUCACUGAAGUGAAUGAGAAACAUACCCCCAAAUAAGAAUCUGGCUUUAAUGUAGGCUUCUAGGCUUACUUUUCUUCUGUUAAAAAAAUAACACAUUUUAAUACCAACCAAAUGAAUGGGUUGUCCUGCUCUUCUUCCAAUUAAAAAUAAGAGGGAGGAUCUUAAAAGUAGUAAUAAAGUCCUUAAAGUAACCUUGCUCUUACAUUAAUUGCAGAACAAAUAAGUUUUCACAUGCACUACAAAGACUUAAAGAAAUCCAUAUAAUUAUUCUUCUAUAACAAUUUGUUUGCUCCCUUGAUUAUAAACCAGUGCCAUUUCAGCAAUCAGUGAACCCCUAAUACCUUCCAGCAUGCUAAAGCUAAGUUGGUUACUUUAUGCUGCUUUCAGAUGAGCAGAGAGGGCUGAUGGCCUUAAUGAUACACGAGGAUUUUCUUUUUGGGGAAAUGCUGCCAUUUCUGUAAAAAGGCACUGCUUUUUUCCCUCUUCACAGAAAUGGGUCUGAUUCAGAAACGCCAUUCAGAACCAGGCACAUGUAAAAGUGAGAUUUUGAUAGACUAUCCCAGCAUGCUCCAUCUGGAGAUGAAUCAGAGUUUCCAUUCUCAGAUCUACAUCCAGUUUCAGAUUCUUUUGUCUUUCAAGGGUCAGUUAGGUGCAAUUCUGAUUCAGCCUGUGAUGUUGAAAGAGGCCUAAGUCAGGUAAGUUUAUGGAGUGGACUUCCCUGCUGGGUUUUUCAGGCCCAUCACAAUUAUGUAGCCCGGGGUGUCAAAAAAUAUAGCCCCUGGGCUGUAUCUGGUCCGUGGAGCCCUGGGAUCUGGCCUGUGGGUUUCUUACCAAUCCCACAUACUACAUGUAGCACAUGCUGGCCUCAGCCCCAUGUGCCACAUUCAGUAUGUGGAGCCAAUAUGGUGCACGCUGCAUGUGACACUGGACCCAGCACUGCAGGCACUGCAUGCAGCACACAGGCUGGUCUGGGAGGUGUGUUGCAUGCAGCGCCCUGCAUGCUGACUACGGCGCCAAUACAGAUUGGGCCCACAGACCAUCCUGGCAUGGUCCACCUGUGGUGCUGCAUUCAGUGCACAAGGCCCAGACAGGGGCCAGCAUGCCACAUGGAGCCUGCACAUCUGGUCCAGGGCAUGUGCUGCACGAGACGCCCACGUUAGACAGGCUCUGUAUGCUGGCUCCAGUGCAUAGGGCUGGUCUGUGGGCCUGAUCCAGCCCAUGGGGCCAGAUGAGUUUGGCACCCUUGAUGUAGCAGAACCAAACCCUAGAAUACUGAUUAGAAAACAAUGAGCUGAUUCAUACUAUUCUCACAAAAGCUACAUGGAAGUAUCUUGUGAAGGCAUCAGCUGAGCAUUUGAUCUGUAUCAGUUCUGUAACAAUCGGGUGUGUGUCUAACAAUGUGCGGUCUACGUUCCAGAAGCACUCGGCUUUAUUUUACUGUUCUUUGUUCUGCAGCAUUCCCCAGAGACCUGAACUAGUUUAAAAGAAAAGCUUGAGUUUUGUAGUUUGGAUACAGAUGUGAGCUGGACAAAAGUCAGGUGUUUGGGGCUGGAUGUUCAGGUCAGACUUCAACAGAAAUGAAAGCCCCCAUCAGAGUCAGGCCUGGGUAAUGAGUGAUAUUUUGCUAAAUCGAGCAAAUGGUGAUAUCGGGAUAUUUCAGCAUUGUUGAAUAACUGACAAAUGACUAGAAAAGCAUGUGUUCCACAGAGAGUAGUCUUUUUCCAUAAAGGAGAUCAUACCUAAGUACCACUGUUUGUAAAUGUGUAUUAAUAAGCAACGUUAUGCACACCCAAGUUCUCCCAUUCCGUGCAACAGGACCUGCUCAAACACUUGUUUGCCUUUGCUGUGAUGAUUCCCAUUGAAGUGGGAGUAGGACUGUGCCCCAGAGACUUGGGAAAUGGGUCAUAUUUACCAUUAUUCUUGCCUAUACUAUUAAAAAGUAAAACACUCUGGACCAAAUUCUUUCUGGUAGUGACACUUCCUUGAUCUUUUAGUGAACUGAACUAGCCCCACUGAUUUCAAUCAUAGCCCGCAGAUGUGACGGAAGCUCAAAUUUGGAGCCCUCUUGGUGUAUACCCAUGGCAAACGUGUGUGUCACUUAAAGAAUGUAGUUUGGAAAGCACUGUAAAUAGUUUAAAAACAAAUUUAUAUUAUAGUUUAAUAAAAAAUAAAUAAUGAGCUGUCACUAGCCACUAAGUGUGUCUAUUUGUAUUCUUCUACCUUUUCAAAAUAUCUGAACAAAUAUAUAGUUUCUGGGCACAGUAUUUUUGUACUAGCCUAACAGGGUUACUUUGUAUAUUAUGUCCUACUUCUAAGUAGCAUUAAAGUCUUAAAUGUUAAUUUGAUCUUGCCUUUUCAGUUUUCCCCACUACAGUUAAUUGGCAUAACUUUCUUUAUGUUAGUUAAGAGAAUGAUUUGUCCUAGUAACUGUACAGUAAAUGAAAGAAAGAAUACUGGGUUAGGUAAUUUUCUGUGUCAGACUGCUUUUCAGUUACUUAUUUCCUCAUUCUCUUCUUUGUACUGUUUUUUCAUGCUUUGUAAAAUAAAAAAAGGAAGAUGUCAACUAA
Molecule: messenger RNA, 9086 nt
Organism: Alligator mississippiensis (American alligator)
Lineage: Eukaryota; Metazoa; Chordata; Crocodylia; Alligatoridae
Gene: PDE5A
Product: phosphodiesterase 5A
Exons: 21
Coding region: 57-2609 (850 amino acids)
Biological process (GO): signal transduction
Molecular function (GO): protein binding; 3',5'-cyclic-GMP phosphodiesterase activity
Source: RefSeq, a predicted model, not a curated record